CGGAAGGCGGAGGCUGCAGUGAGCCGAGACUACCACAGCACUCCAGUCUGGGUGACAGAGCGAGACCCUGUCUCUAAAAGGAAAAAACAGCUAGGAAAAAGCGGACUGCCCCUUAACUUCGGAGAAGUAAAUGAGGAACUAUAACCAGUGUCUACUGUUUAGGCAUCAAACAAAAGCUGACAGGAAUCCCGCCACCGACCCGGCCGUCCCCUGGCCAAUCCCGCGCCGUUCCUCAAACUAGACCCGCUCCGACGUCGCCCUGGCGUUUCCCACGCCGAUCCUCAAACGAGGCCCGCCCCCGAUGCACAAGCUCCGCCCCUUAAACGCACCGCCCUUGCUGCACCGUCCUGACCCUCGGCUUCACCCGCUGGCUCUUCCCGCGCAGCCGAAUGCCGCCCCUGACCUGGUUCCCAGCCUACCUCGCUUCGCACUGCAUAGGAACCCCGCCCCUAGACUGUCCUCCCGCCUAUCCUGAGCCGCGUGCGCACAAAUCCCUCCCACAGACCCGCCCACCCUGAUCCUCAACCUGGCCCCUGGCCUUUCCCGCGCGGUCGAAUCCAGUACACCGGCAUAUGAGUCCCACCCCCGAUCUCGUCCUCCGCCUAUCCCGCGCCGCUCCGCGCAGGAGCCCCGCCCCCCACUUCACCCGCAGCCUAUCACGCGCCGCGUCGCUUCCUCUGCCUCAAACCCGCUCACGCCCGCGGAUGGGCGCGCGGCUGUGACGUCACUGCGUCGUUGGUAAGGGGCUGGCGGCCGGGGGGCUGCGUAGCUCCCGGCCCCGAGGCAAUGCCCAAGCGGGGCUGCCCUUUCGCGGACGCGGCCCCGCUACAGCUCAAGGUCCGCGUGGGCCAGAGGGAGGUGAGCCGCGGCGUGUGUGCCGAGCGCUACUCGCAGGAGGUCUUCGAGAAGACCAAGCGACUCCUCUUCCUCGGGGCCCAGGCCUACCUGGACCAUGUGUGGGAUGAAGGCUGUGCCGUCGUUCACCUGCCAGAGUCCCCAAAGCCUGGCCCUACAGGGGCGCCGAGGGCUGCACGUGGGCAGAUGCUGAUUGGACCAGACGGCCGCCUGAUCAGGAGCCUUGGGCAGGCCUCCGAAGCUGACCCAUCCGGGAUAGUGUCCAUCGCCUGCUCCUCAUGUGUGCGAGCCGUAGAUGGGAAGGCCGUCUGCAGCCAGUGUGAGCGAGCCCUGUGCGGGCGGUGUGUGCGCACCUGCUGGGGUCCCGUAACCCCAGCAAGCUGUGACGGGGGACGGGUGGGUCACCCAUGUUGGGAAGGGCCCAGAGCUCCCACAUGUGUGGCACCUGAUGCAGUGCCAUCUGGCAUUGCCUAACGGGACAUGGUGGCAAUAGAUGCUUGGCCCAACUUUAGUGGUAGUAAUCCUCUCUAAGGGAAAGCUCAACCUCACAGAUGACCUGCUGUGUAUCCAGCUCCGGUCCCUGUCUUCAGCCGCUUCCUGUUCUGGUCUUUGAGCGCCCCCACCUCCUCCUCCUCUGGCCUUUGAGCACCCCCCUCCCGGUCCUCCUCACUGUCUGAGAAGCCCCUGGUUGGUGACACAGGUGCACACUGCAGCUUCGCCACAGUCAUGCAUGCUGUUUGGUUGUAGACCCUCUCAGGCAGGAAGUGGAAUGUUUGCAUAGUCUCCCAUUUGUGGGUGGGUUUGCUGCAGCUGGCUGGAUCCUGUCCUUACUCCUAAGGUGGGGAGGGGCGUUCUCACCACAGGGGCCACUGAGCUGGUGGGUGGGAGUGGACAGUGUGGAGCCUGUUUGCCCUGCCCCUUGAGAAAGAUGACUUCAUCCGGACACAUGUGGAACUGGCUCUGUAGACCCAAAGCAAGCUUAGUCCAAACAGUGUCUGAAAUUGUCCAUCUAAAAUAGAAACCACAUGUUACAUCUCGAGUCCUUUGUCUCGAGCCUUUCUUCAGUCAGGGCAGAGGCCUGACUCAUUGGAGAUGGCGAGGCCUGGGCAGAGGGUGGGCAGCACCAGGGAGAAGCGCCGCGUGCCUGUGGUUGGCUCCCAUGGCUUCAACAUGGGCAGGAGUGGGGUAACGCACCCCAUCCAGGUUAGGAAUCAUCUG
This is a messenger RNA of Macaca mulatta (Rhesus monkey), 2073 nucleotides long. NCBI's taxonomy places the organism in Eukaryota, Metazoa, Chordata, Mammalia, Primates, Cercopithecidae. The record is from RefSeq and is a predicted model, not a curated record.